AGACUUGGAGAUGAAAGGUGGUCUUCUUCUAUAAGCCAUCUCUCUCUCUCUAAAAAGCUUCACAAUUCUCACCCAAGAAACUUCUCUCUCUGUCUGUAUAUCUAAAAUCCUCUCUAAAUAUAGAGAAUCUUUUACUUGCUUCUACAGCACUCUGUGUAAAUUGAAUGUCACUUCCUUUCUUUUGACGUGAACUCCUCUUAAUUUUCUAGGGGAAAUUCAUCGACUGGAGCAAGGCCCAAAUCAAUAUUUUCCCCUGGAAAUGGAGAGUUUCUCUGGAAAAGGGAGGCUGGCUAUGAAUCUCUCUCUUUUCACCAACUCAUUUGAGCCAAAAUCUCAAGUUUGGAGCCUUGAUUCCAAGGUUUCAUCAACCACAAAGUCUCCUAGAAACUUUGAAGGAGGCGUUGUUGGUCUUGGCAUAGUUGCAGCCUUGAACGAUUUGGACAACACCCAUGACUCCUUGUCCAGUAAGCCUUGCAAAGCUUCCAUUUUGGCUGCCACAUCUCCUAGAUCAAACCCAAUUCCCAUAGCAAACAGAGCUAAACAUAUGCCUAAAGUUGAAAAAUGUCGGCCCAGUUCAGAGAUGAUGGAGAUGGAGAUGGAGAUGUCUGAGAGCUACACUUGCGUGAUUUCUCAUUGCGGCAACAAUUUGAUCAAGAAACGCGUCUACUUUGAUGAUAAGCCUAAUGGGGUUGUUGAUGAUAUCACCACUGCUGUUCCUAUUUCCAGUACUGAUGCUGCUUAUUGGGUGGCUUCCGAGGCCGCGCCGCCGUUUAAGACUGCGGAUUUUCUGAGUUCCUGCUAUCUUUGCCAGAAGAAGCUUCAUGGGCUAGAUAUUUUUAUGUACAGAGGAGAAAAGGCAUUUUGCAGUGCAGAGUGUAGGAGCAAUCAGAUGGUGAGCGACGAAUACAAAGAGAAAUGCGGGUCUGAAGCGAUGAAAUCCUUUGAUUACUCAGUGUCUCCCUGCUCCGGGCCUAUGCUGUUUUUUGCUGGCGUUGCUGCUGCUUAAAGACCAUAUUCCUAUACUACCUAUAUAAAUAAAUAAAGGAAAGGAAGAUAAAUAAGAAAAAGGAAAGCUAGAGGGAAGAGUAGGGAAUAAGCAUGAGAAACAAGUAAAGAUGAUUGUAGGAGAUUCGGAGAGAGUAAAAAGGAGUGUUAUAAUGUGAAUUUGAACCAAAGGGAGAGAAAGACGUAUCAAGAUUUUCAUAUAUACAACAUUAUUACUACUGCUGCUACUAUCAAUGUUUAUUCAUAUCAAUAUUAAUAUAUUAGUGUUCAUAUAA
Molecule: messenger RNA, 1280 nt
Organism: Vitis riparia (riverbank grape)
Lineage: Eukaryota; Viridiplantae; Streptophyta; Magnoliopsida; Vitales; Vitaceae
Product: FCS-Like Zinc finger 14-like
Exons: 2
Coding region: 260-1006 (248 amino acids)
Source: RefSeq, a predicted model, not a curated record